Saprolegnia parasitica CBS 223.65 is the source of this 908-nucleotide messenger RNA. RefSeq lists its product as hypothetical. Bases 9 to 908 code for a protein of 299 amino acids. Gene Ontology annotation, cellular component: cytoplasm. Gene Ontology annotation, biological process: actin filament bundle assembly. Gene Ontology annotation, molecular function: actin filament binding. Lineage: Eukaryota; Oomycota; Saprolegniomycetes; Saprolegniales; Saprolegniaceae. The record is from RefSeq and is a predicted model, not a curated record. The transcript has 2 exons.
UGCCAAGGAUGACGACCAGCAGCCUCCACAUCAUUCGGUACACCAAGCUCUGCGACUGGGCCGCGCUGCGCCGAGCGCUCGAGAAGGCGCUGCCCGAGCACCUCGAGGUCCGCGACGAGUACGGCAUGUUGGCGCUACAUUGGGCCGCGACCGAGAAGAAUAUCCCUGUCGGUAUGCUCGAUGUGCUCCUGGAUCUGUACCCGGACAGCGCCAAGGUGCUCUCGACGGCCGGGUACCUUCCGCUGCACUUGGCCAUCAUGGCGGGCGCGUCCAUGGCGCGCGUGCAGCGCUACAUCGCCGCGUACCCCCAGGGCAUUACGACGGUCGCGCCGUCGGGGCACUCGGCCUUUGAGCUCUGGGAGACCAAGAUUCGCCUCGAUACGCGCACGCUCAAGCGCGGCGAGGGGCUUCAUAGCGCGCAGUCGGCGCUCGUGUGGGGCAAAGCCAUGAUCAGCGAUCUCCUCAAAGUGACGCCGCAGAGCCCGUGCCUGCGGCGGCGGCGCGCCGACGACCCGGUCCGCGAGUGGGACUGGGGCGACGUCCAAAAGCGCCUUGCGCUGCACGGCCCAGAGAUUGCCCGCGAGCGCGACGACCGUGGGCGACUGCUGCUCCACGGCGCCAGUCGCGCGCCCAUCGAGGUCUUUGACUCGAUUUUGCGCGCCAACCCGCAGGCCGUGCGGGCCAAGACGCGGUCGGGCUUGUUGCCGCUGCACAUGGCGGUGCGUCAGCACGCGUCGCCGCGCCGGCUCCAGCGACUCAUUGACGCGUAUCCUGCAAGUCUCCACGAAGCGACGUACAACGGCGACACGCCGCUCGAUUGGGCCGAUCGCGUGCUCUUGGACCCUCUGGCGAUGGAAGUGCUGCAAAAAGGCCAGCGCGCGCCACUGUGCAAGCCGCCGGCCGACUAG